AUGAUUCAAUUAAUGCCGUACUUGAGAAACUUUGUUUCAGCUAUACUCGUCAAACUAACGGAAUGUAUAUUUCUAUAUUUCUUGUGGGCUGUGAUGUCGGAUGUAAGCUGUAAAACUAUAAAGACGCAGAGAUUUGAAGAUCUAUCAUUCCCGGCACAUACACUAAUCCUGAAAGAGAAUGUGACGUGUGGAAACUACACACCUGGGAAGUUUGUGGCGCCGACAUAUACCUGUGCAGACCUCAGGGUCAACGGUCAUCGACUGGCCUAUGGCUACUACUCGGGGUGGGAGACUUCAGGAGUCCACGAGUUCGCCCAGUUGUGUCUCAUGAUGCUGAAAUCUAUUAAUGUUGAGAAACUAGGAUUCAAAGCAGCCUAUGUUCCAAAAUCCACAUGUGCCUACAUCAACGAAACUAGAAAACUACUCAAGAAAGUUUCCGGGUCAGAGUUCAAGUGGACAGAUUUCAAGCCCGGAUGGGGUUGGACAGAAACAAUUCAGUGUAUGACAGACGUGGCUAACAUUCGGUGA
Molecule: messenger RNA, 528 nt
Organism: Candidula unifasciata
Lineage: Eukaryota; Metazoa; Mollusca; Gastropoda; Stylommatophora; Geomitridae
Source: the annotation of a GenBank genome assembly